Dioscorea cayenensis subsp. rotundata (Guinea yam) is the source of this 1452-nucleotide messenger RNA. RefSeq names its product MLO-like protein 8. Gene Ontology annotation, biological process: defense response. The record is from RefSeq and is a predicted model, not a curated record. The coding region runs from base 48 to 1427 and encodes 459 amino acids. The transcript has 12 exons. NCBI's taxonomy places the organism in Eukaryota, Viridiplantae, Streptophyta, Magnoliopsida, Dioscoreales, Dioscoreaceae. Gene Ontology annotation, cellular component: membrane.
UCUCAAUCCAAACUCAAAGAAAACAAAAACAGAAAAGCUUUGUGGUGAUGAUGUCAAUGGCUGGAGGUGCUGAAAAUGAAAGAAAGGUGGAUCAAACUCCCACUUUGGCAGUUGCUUUAGUCUGUGCUGUUUUCAUUCUUAUCUCUAUUUUUCUUGAAAAAUGGACUUCAUCUCAUUUGACAGGUACCAAAUAUUGGUUCACAGAUAACAACAAGAAGCCUCUGUUUGAAGCACUUGAGAGGAUUAAAUCAGAGUUGAUAAUUCUUGGUUUCAUUUCACUCUUGCUAUCUUUUGGAAUGAACUACAUAUCUAAAAUCUGCAUACCAGAGAAAGCAGCAAAUGUGAUGCUGUCAUGUCUGCUUAGAAAUCAGACAUUGGCUGCAGUCCAAAAUAAACACCAUAGAAUUUUAUCUGCUGUUUGUUCUUCUGGGAAGGUGGUUCUUUUUUCAUCUGAAGCACUUCAUCAGAUACACAUGUUCAUAUUUUUCUUGGCAUUCUUUCAUGUGUUUCAUUGUACUACAACGAUGUCCCUUGGAAGAGCAAAGAUUCAGAAAUUGAAAGAGUGGGAAAAGGAAACAACAUCAACCAACUAUGAAUUUUCAAGUGAUCCUUUGAGAUUCAGAUUUGCUCAAGAUACGUCUUUCGUGAAGCAGCAUUUGAGCUUCCAGAAUAGAAUCUCUAUCUUGUUCUACAUUAUUGACAUUUUCAGCAAAAUGCUACAAGAUAGAACCGUCGUGAAGUCCGCCAAUUUUCUAAUUGUGUAUUCAAUUAUGCAGAUAAUAUUAGCAGUCGAAACAAAACUGCAGAGUAUCGUAACAAAGAUGGCUAUCGAAAUCCAAGAUAGCCAUUCAGUUGUCCGUGGAAUACCUCUGAUGCAUCUCAGUGGCAAUCAUUUCUGGUUUGGUCGUCCUCAUCUUAUUCUGUUUCUGCUGCAUUUCACAUUGUUUCAGAAUGGAUUCCAAAUAAUCUACUUCUUAUGGAUAUGGUACGAAUUCGGACUGCAUUCAUGUUUCAAUGAAAACUUUAAGCUUGUGAUCGCGAGACUCUACUUCGGAAUUGGAGUCCAAUUCCUGUGCAGCUAUGUUACAUUACGACUACAUGCACUUGUAUCUCCGAUGGGUUGUCAAAUGAAGAAGAAAAUCUUCGAUGCACAGACAGCGAAAACACUCAUGAAAUGGCAGCAAAAAGCAAGGAAAAAACACGCAAACGUUACAAGCCUUAAUCCUUCUUCUCAUCCAUUUCAUCGGUAUAAAACCACUGGACAUUCAGGCCAAUCAGUAAAACCUUCACAGUUGAAACACUAUUAUGAUCAUCACAUAUCAGAUACUGAUACUGAAAUGGUUACUUCAUGUUCAACAUCAUUUUUACUUCAUCACUCAAGCACAAAUUCUGAUUCAGAAAUACACAUCAAGGAUGAAGAAGAUUAAAACAGUGACUAAGAUGAUUUCUCAU